UUUUACCAUACUUAAUUUAACUAACUGCUGUAAUUGCAUAGCAGCAGAUGAUUAUUGAAAAACGUUCCUUAUUGUCGUAUGGUAGCGAUCCUCUACGCUUCACAGUGGAAGGAAAUGGAUAACAAUGGCUGUGAGCAAAAAAAUUUCGAACUGAGUGUGGAAAUAAACUUUGUCAUCAAAUCAUUUUACAAAUUCAAAAUGAACGAAAUUUGGCUGCCUCAAGAACCGCCAAUCUUUCUCCGCUGUCAUUGCUCGGUAUGGAGGAAACAAGUAAAAUUACGAUUGUCAAUGACCGUGGCGAGUCUAUUGUCGGCAUUCUAGAGAAAAAGCCCACCAUUGACAUUCACCGGGCACAACCAAGACUCAUUCUCAUUACCCAUGGUGUUCUCGGGCAUAAGGACUAUCUCUUUCAAAGACUCAUGGCACAGGAACUUCCUUACUCGACAUUUCGGUUUGAUUUCCGUGGCAAUGGCGAAAGCGGAGGUGAACCGGGAUAUGCUAAUAUGACGGAAGAUACUGAGGAUAUACAUACCGUGGCUUCGCAUUUCGAAAAACAAGGCUAUCAGAUUUUUGCCGUCAUUGGACAUUCUCGUGGGUCGGUAGCUGGACUUAAAUAUGCAACGACGUGUGAACGGCCUUUGGAUCAUUUUGUGAAUAUAGCAGGCCGUUACAAGAUGAACGACAACCAAAUAUACCGCAAUCGGCCUCAGAUUGGCGAGGCAUUGGAUAGACAAGGAUACUUUGAUUGGGCUGUCAAACAACGCGACAGAAUCGUGCAAAUCAAGGUGACUAGGGAGGAUGUCGAUCGGUUUACGUCCUGGGAUAAUUCGCAUGGUAAGUUAGGUCCACUGCAAUCUGAGAGAGAUGGGCUGUAUCCCUAAAAUCUACACGGCACCAGUAACGAGAAUGCCCAAGUCGACCUGCGUCUUGACGUGUCACGGUACCAAUGAUAAUGUAAUGUAAC
Messenger RNA from Radiomyces spectabilis, 964 nucleotides. RefSeq lists its product as uncharacterized. NCBI's taxonomy places the organism in Eukaryota, Fungi, Mucoromycota, Mucoromycetes, Mucorales, Radiomycetaceae. The record is from RefSeq and is a predicted model, not a curated record. The transcript is spliced from 5 exons. The coding region runs from base 258 to 881 and encodes 207 amino acids.